AUGAAUAAUAUAGUUGAAUAUGCAAUGAGAAAGGUUCUAUUUUUGUCUGUUUUUACUAUCUAUCUAUCUCAAUCUGUUUAUUAUCUAUCUAUCUAUCUAUCUCAGUCUGUUAAUUUUUAUCUAUCUAUCUAUCUAUCUAUCUAUCUAUCUAUCUAUCUCAUUUUGUUCAUUUUCUAUCUAUCUAUCUAUCUAUCUAUCUAUCUAUCUAUCUAUCUAUCUCAGUCUGUUCCUAUUCAUCUAUCUAUCUAUCCUAUUCAUUCAUCUAUCUAUCUAUCUAUCUAUCUAUCUAUCUCAGUCUGUUCAUAUCUAUCUAUCUAUCUCAGUCUGUUCAUAUCUAUCUAUCUAUCUCAGUCUGUAUCUAUCUAUCUAUCUAUCUAUCUAUCUCAGUCUGUUCAUAUCUAUCUAUCUAUCUAUCUAUCUAUAUAUCUAUCUACCUAUACAAACACUACCCACCAACAAACACCCACAAUAGCACACAUACAAAAAAAGCCACAAAUUUGCGCAUGUACACACUGCCAGCCAUAUCAGCAUUUUUUUUCCUCUUCUCUGUCUAUUUUCGCGCCAUAA
Acanthosepion pharaonis is the source of this 567-nucleotide messenger RNA. The record is from the annotation of a GenBank genome assembly. NCBI's taxonomy places the organism in Eukaryota, Metazoa, Mollusca, Cephalopoda, Sepiida, Sepiidae.